Fonsecaea multimorphosa CBS 102226 is the source of this 783-nucleotide messenger RNA. RefSeq lists its product as uncharacterized. Gene Ontology annotation, cellular component: nucleus. The transcript has a single exon. The record is from RefSeq and is a predicted model, not a curated record. The coding region runs from base 1 to 783 and encodes 260 amino acids. NCBI's taxonomy places the organism in Eukaryota, Fungi, Ascomycota, Eurotiomycetes, Chaetothyriales, Herpotrichiellaceae. Gene Ontology annotation, molecular function: mRNA binding; protein binding. Gene Ontology annotation, biological process: maintenance of RNA location; mRNA splicing, via spliceosome.
AUGCCACAAUCACGAUCACCUCGGCGAGACGACUCGCGGGACGAUCGUCGUCAUCGCCACCGAGAUCAUGAUCGAAGGACCAGGGAUGUGAGAAAGCCAAGGUCACGGAGCCGCGACCGAGCCCUGAGAAGGUCAGCAAGCUUGGAUGGACAUGGCCAGAGAAGAUAUGAUGAACGCCGCUCACAAUCACCUCGCUCACGACGAUCACCAGAGAGUUCGAAACGUCCUAGAGGCACUCUCCCGUCACAAGCUGACGCAUUCAAUACCACCAAAGGGGUCCCAUCCCCUCCAGCAACCGAGAAGCAGAAGCCCAAUUUCCGCCCUUCUGGUCUUUUGGCUGCAGCCGCAAACACAGUCUCAACAUCAGCCGGCGCGGUAGUCCUGAAAUAUCACGAGCCUCCGGAGGCUCGAAAACCGCCUUCUUCCCAACCUUGGCGACUGUAUAUCUUCAAAGGGGAAUCAAUCGUCGACACGCUGGACCUAUAUGCCCAAUCUUGCUGGCUCUUUGGCAGGGAAGCGUCUGUUUGCGACUACGCCCUUGAACAUCCCAGCUGCUCUAAACAACACGCUGUCAUUCAAUUUCGGUAUGUGGAAAGAAGGAAUGAGUUUGGUGACAAGAUCGGGAAAGUGAAGCCAUAUGUGAUCGAUCUGGAAAGCGCCAAUGGGACGAUGGUCAACGAUGAGGCUGUGCCGGAGGGAAGAUUCGUCGAAUUGCGGGACAAAGAUAUCAUCAAGUUCGGUCAUUCAUCCAGAGAAUAUGUCAUGCAGAUGCCUCCUGAGUGA